Conger conger (European conger) is the source of this 758-nucleotide messenger RNA. RefSeq names its product phospholipase A2 group X (gene pla2g10). Gene Ontology annotation, biological process: lipid catabolic process; phospholipid metabolic process; arachidonate secretion. Lineage: Eukaryota; Metazoa; Chordata; Actinopteri; Anguilliformes; Congridae. Gene Ontology annotation, molecular function: phospholipid binding; calcium ion binding. The transcript has 5 exons. The coding region runs from base 244 to 705 and encodes 153 amino acids. The record is from RefSeq and is a predicted model, not a curated record.
GGUCGGUCCACACCUAAAAUCGCAUAAAGGCCAAGAAUGUGCGCACGUCACCACCACGGAAGUAGCGCCCAGGAACUCAGAGGAGGGAUCCCCAAGCAGAGGCGCGAGUCGUGUGCAGGGAUUAUGACUUUCUCAAGGAAGCGCUGCUGGGCAGCUUAUGCGUAAACGGUAAGCACAAAAAACCUCUUAACAGAGCGCGUCUGUUCACCCGAGUGAAAGCAGAAGCCGAUUCCUCUGCCGGCCAUGUCCUCGCUGUAUCUAACACUCCUGCUCUUUUCUGUUCGUGUGGUCUCCCUGACUCCUGAGAAGUCCCAGAGGAGCAAGAGAGGGCUGCUGGAACUGGCUGGGGCCAUCAAGUGCAGCACAGGGAGAUCGGCCCUGUCCUACAUGAUGUACGGCUGUUACUGCGGGCUGGGCGGGCGUGGCUGGCCCCGCGACAGGGCAGACUGGUGCUGUCACAGACACGACUGUUGCUACGGAACAGCGGAGUUUGCGGGCUGCCGGACCAUGACCGACAGAUACGACUGGACGUGUGAAGACCGGGUCCCGGACUGCGAUUCCCUGAAGGACAGGUGUGAGAGAAUCCUUUGCCAGUGUGACAGGGAAGCAGCAAAAUGCCUAAGAAAAGCACCAUUCAUUCGGAAAUAUGCAGUCUGGCCUGACUUUCUCUGUGGCUGUGAAUAUCCAACAUGCAGUUUUUACUGAUUCAAUAAAUUUACGCUUUGGGCUACGAAGCCAAGUAUUGUUUUCUAUCAAAA